AUGUGUAAAACGUUUGAGAAACAUGGAAGCGAGAGUGCAGGGCUAAUGAGUCCAUUUGCUGCAUAUCUAGAUAAGAAAGUACAUCUAACCAAGUUCAAGGGUAAUAGAUUUAAUGUAAUAUUUUACAACGCUGCAGCAGCGUAUUAUCACAUGGACUCUUUCCGGUCAUUUCUUGAGGUGUGGGGUAGUGGGAACCUGUUGCUAGAAGCAGUUAAAAAAGAUCUAGAGUCCCCUGUAUAUGUAGCUGGAAUAAGAGCACUUGGAAUCGUAGAUAAAACUAGAAAGGGCAGUUGCCCGAUUUGUACUUUUGAUGAAAUCAUGGCACUAUUCCCGUGUGCUUGGGCAACUGUUGGUUUACACCCGAAGUAUGCCAAUCAGUUUGGUCCAGAUUUUCAAUCAAGACUGGUUCGAAUGGCUCAGAAUGAUCGUGUCGUUGCCAUUGGUGAGACUGGCUUAGAUUACACAGGUGUUGCGAGAUCUUCUGGUACUGUGAAACAGAAGGCAGUAUUUGCAGCACAGUGUGAGAUAGCCAAACAGCUGGGGUUGCCUGUAGUUAUUCACUGCAGAAAUGCAGAGGCUGACUGUUUACAGGUAGCUAAACAGCAUUUACCGCUCGACCACCCUAUCCAUCUGCACUGUUUUACAGGCAGUUGGGUCCACGCACAGGGUUGGUUGCAGCAUUUCACCAACUUGUGUAUUGGCGUUACAGGGCUCGUUGGGAGAUCCAGCAGUGUCACCACACUGGCUCGAAAUCUGCCACUGAGCAGAAUGCUACUCGAGACGGAUGCUCCUUAUUUGCUACCUGUAGCUGCACCAGCAGGUUCGCAGUUUUCCCAUCCUGGCAUGGUGCUAGCCGUGGCUCAGGAAAUAUCCAACAUUCGUGGAACAUCUGUGACUGAAGUGUGUAGGCACACAACGAGCAAUGCAGUGCGAUUGUAUAAGCUUCCACUGUAUUAAGUGCUGCCAGUAUAUAAGUUGUAGAAUAAACAGAUGGUUGUCCUGCAAUUUUCACCUGGUAUUAUUGUUGCUAGGUUUGAAGUGGACCUGUCUCACACACAUUUUUUUA
This is a messenger RNA of Priapulus caudatus, 1066 nucleotides long. RefSeq names its product putative deoxyribonuclease TATDN2. The coding region runs from base 1 to 957 and encodes 318 amino acids. Gene Ontology annotation, molecular function: hydrolase activity, acting on ester bonds. Lineage: Eukaryota; Metazoa; Priapulida; Priapulimorpha; Priapulimorphida; Priapulidae. The record is from RefSeq and is a predicted model, not a curated record. The transcript is spliced from 2 exons.